Messenger RNA from Vidua macroura (Pin-tailed whydah), 1011 nucleotides. Its product is annotated as outer dense fiber protein 3-like. Gene Ontology annotation, cellular component: cytoskeleton. Bases 232 to 996 code for a protein of 254 amino acids. The record is from RefSeq and is a predicted model, not a curated record. NCBI's taxonomy places the organism in Eukaryota, Metazoa, Chordata, Aves, Passeriformes, Viduidae. The transcript is spliced from 6 exons.
CACAGCAGGAGUUCUUGCUGCAUAUUUGCUUCUAACUUACUGCUUCCCUCUAUUUCUCCUUCUCCUCAAUCUGCUACUUGCUGUUGCUCUUCACUUUGCUUCACUUUCUUUCGUGAUGCUAGUUUUGCUUUCUUCUUGCUCUGGGCUACAGGAAAGUUCCGUACCAGUGCUGUGUCAGAGAAGCCCUUUGGUAGCUCUCCUGUUUUUCCUGUAGUUUCUCUGGCCACCAGCAUGGAGGGACCUUGGGUAGGCACCUGGAGACCUCAUCCCCGACGGGGCCCAAUCCUUGCAGAAUUCAGCACCCCAGGUCCUAAGUACUGGAUCCCUGGAACAACAGGUCAUAUGGCUCAUGAUCCCACCAAAGACCGAGCCCCUGCAUACUCAUUUCGAGGGACCAAAGCACCCUCUGCAGCAACCUGCUCACCAGGUCCUCAGUACUUCAUCGAAUCAUCCAUUACCAGGACAGGGAAGCAAGUGGCUCCAUUGGCACUUGUGACAGCACGUCCCAAGACCAAGAUUUUGGUCACCCCUGGACCCAGUGACUACACCACCGAUCCUGCCAACAAACACAUCUACUAUACCGCACCGAUGAAUAGCCUGGCGUCCCGACCCAAGGACUUAAAAGGUUUCCGAACACCAGGUCCUGACACCUACACCUUGCCCAGGAUUUUGGGACCAAACACAGCAUACACUCGUGCCGAACCAUGCUACUCCAUUAAAGGGAGGAGUCAAUACCAGAGCUGUUUUCAAGACAUAGCAAAGACGCCAGGUCCAGCGGCAUUUGACAAGGUGGAUAUAGACGUCUACAAAACCAGGGCUCCCAAGUACACAAUGGGACUAAAAACCAAACUUCCUGGCAAGGGAACGUUACCAGGUCCAGCAGAAUACAGCCUGGGAAAGUUGUCAGUGACCAAGGCCCGGGAUCCUGCCUUCUCUUUUGGAGUCCGGCACUCUCUCUACAAAGCUUCUUUAAUACCUGAAACACAUCUUGAUUAAAGACAGAUACCUGAA